AUGGAACUUUGUACAAUGGGAAGUUACAAGGCAGUAAGAAUAAUUGGGGUGGUGAUGUUGCUUUCCUGGGCCCCAACUGUAUAUGCGUUUAUAGAAUGCUCCACAGUUACUCAAUAUUUCUCUGCAUGCUCCAUCUUCAUCACCUAUGGCUCCCCAGACCCCAUUCCAGGGUCUCCUUGUUGUGAUGCCAUGUCUGGCUUGAAAACCAUUGCUAACAUUGGUGAUAAUAGACACUAUGUUUGUAGAUGCUUAAUGGGCCUGAUUGACACUUUCAACCCAAACGCCACAGCUAUAGGCAUCUUGCCAGGUUUAUGUGGUAUCUCUUUGGGCUUCAUUAUUGGGCCCAAUAUAGAUUGUAAGUUUCCUGUGUUUUUCCAGGAUCAUUUAGAAAUAGUUGUUAAAGGAUCUAUUAGCACUUAUGGGAAAUUUUAA
This is a messenger RNA of Abrus precatorius (Indian licorice), 432 nucleotides long. RefSeq names its product putative non-specific lipid-transfer protein 14. The transcript is spliced from 2 exons. Gene Ontology annotation, molecular function: lipid binding. Lineage: Eukaryota; Viridiplantae; Streptophyta; Magnoliopsida; Fabales; Fabaceae. The record is from RefSeq and is a predicted model, not a curated record. The coding region runs from base 1 to 432 and encodes 143 amino acids. Gene Ontology annotation, biological process: lipid transport. Gene Ontology annotation, cellular component: membrane.